This is a messenger RNA of Lactuca saligna, 399 nucleotides long. The record is from the annotation of a GenBank genome assembly. NCBI's taxonomy places the organism in Eukaryota, Viridiplantae, Streptophyta, Magnoliopsida, Asterales, Asteraceae.
AUGAUUAAUCAUCUGCUUCCAGAAGAAAUCGAAGAAUUUCUUGGGAAUCCUACAAGAUCCGUUCGUUCUUUUUUCUCUGACAGAUGGUCAGAAUUUCAUCUGGGCGAUCGGAAAAUAAAGAAAUGGUUAAUCUAUUCAACUAUUUCAUCAGAUUCGGGAUGUGAUAUGGUUCCGAAGGAUGAACCGGAUAUGGACAGUUCCAACAAGAUUUCAUUCUUGAACAAAAAUCCAUUUUUUGAUUUAUUUCAUCUAUUCCAUGAUCGGAACAGGGGAGGAUACACGUUACACCACGAUUUUGAAUCAGAAGAGAGAUUUCAAGAACUGGCAGAUUUAUUCACUCUAUCAAUAACCGAGCCGGAUUUGGUGUAUCAUAAGAGAUUUGCCUUUUCUAUUGAUUGA